Arachis ipaensis is the source of this 2305-nucleotide messenger RNA. Its product is annotated as NADP-dependent malic enzyme. Gene Ontology annotation, cellular component: chloroplast. Lineage: Eukaryota; Viridiplantae; Streptophyta; Magnoliopsida; Fabales; Fabaceae. The record is from RefSeq and is a predicted model, not a curated record. Gene Ontology annotation, biological process: malate metabolic process; pyruvate metabolic process. Gene Ontology annotation, molecular function: NAD binding; malate dehydrogenase (decarboxylating) (NADP+) activity.
AGGCCAUGGGAGGCAGUUGGCAGUUGAAUAUUGAGUUAUUGACUUUCACAAUACGCGGAGAAUCUACAUACAUUCCCUCCUUCCCUUCUUUUCUUUUUCUUUUACCAAUAACACCGUCACCAUGAUCUGCCUCAAUAGAUACAGUCUUCUGGAACCAACUACCACGAGGGUGGUGUUGGGAGUGAGAAAGUUGUUAGCAGUGAUGUCAAGCACAUUGAUGAACGGUGGUGUUGAAGCUGCUGCUGGUAGUGGUGGUGGUGGUGUUAGAGACUUGUAUGGUGAAGACAGAGCCACGGAGGAUCAGCUUAUCACCCCUUGGUCCUUCUCUGUCUCAAGUGGCUGCACUUUGCUGCGCGAUCCGCGCUACAACAAAGGCCUCGCCUUCACCGAGAGAGAAAGAGAUGCUCAUUACCUGCGAGGCCUUUUGCCACCAGCAGUAUUCAAUCAAGAACUUCAGGAGAAGAGGUUGAUGCAUAACCUUCGCCAGUAUGAAGUUCCUCUGCAUAGGUACAUGGCCAUGAUGGAUCUUCAGGAGAGGAAUGAGAGGCUGUUUUACAAGAUUCUGAUUGAUAACGUUGAGGAACUGCUUCCUGUUGUUUACACUCCAACAGUGGGAGAAGCCUGCCAGAAAUAUGGAAGCAUUUUCCGUCGUCCGCAGGGUCUAUACAUCAGCUUGAAAGAGAAAGGUAAGAUCCUUGAAGUACUGAAAAACUGGCCAGAGAAGAACAUUCAAGUUAUUGUUGUCACUGAUGGCGAGCGUAUAUUAGGACUCGGAGAUCUUGGCUGCCAGGGAAUGGGGAUUCCUGUUGGGAAGCUUUCGCUCUAUACUGCAUUGGGAGGGGUUCGCCCUUCAUCAUGCUUGCCUAUAACCAUUGAUGUUGGCACAAACAAUGAGAAGUUGCUGAAUGAUGAGUUUUACAUUGGUCUCAGACAAAAGCGUGCAACUGGGAAGGAAUAUGCUGAGCUUCUAGAUGAGUUCAUGCGCGCUGUUAAGCAGAACUAUGGGGAGAAAGUUCUUAUUCAGUUUGAAGACUUCGCGAAUCAUAAUGCGUUCGAUCUGCUUGCAAAAUACAGUUCAUCUCAUCUUGUUUUCAAUGAUGAUAUUCAGGGUACAGCAUCUGUGGUAUUAGCAGGAUUGCUUGCUUCUUUAAAAUUAGUUAGGGGAACCUUAGCUGAUCAUACCUUCUUAUUUUUGGGUGCUGGAGAGGCUGGAACUGGUAUUGCAGAGUUGAUAGCACUUGAAAUAUCAAAACAGACAAAAGCUCCAGUGGAAGAAACCCGCAAGAAGAUUUGGCUUGUCGACUCCAAGGGUCUUAUUGUUAGCUCUCGCCUCGGAUCGCUUCAGCACUUCAAAAAGCCUUGGGCACAUGAGCAUGAACCUGUAAAGGAGCUUGUUGGUGCUAUCAAGGCAAUCAAGCCAACAGUAUUGAUUGGAUCAUCUGGAGUAGGGAAGACAUUUACCAAAGAAGUGAUUGAAGCCAUGGCAUCAUUGAAUAAGAAACCGCUCAUUCUUGCUCUCUCCAAUCCAACAUCUCAAUCUGAGUGCACUGCUGAAGAAGCUUAUACAUGGAGCAAGGGUCAAGCAAUCUUUGCUAGUGGUAGCCCAUUUGAUCAUGUUGAAUAUGAAGGAAAAGUCUUUGUUCCUGGACAGGCCAACAAUGCUUACAUAUUCCCUGGUUUCGGCUUGGGUUUGAUCAUCUCCGGUGCAAUCCGCGUACGCGAUGAGAUGCUCUUGGCAGCCUCUGAAGCUUUGGCUGCACAAGUGUCACAGGAGAACUAUGAUAAAGGACUGAUUUACCCUCCAUUCUCAAAUAUCAGAAAGAUAUCAGCACAUAUUGCUGCUAAUGUGGCAGCCAAGGCAUAUGAACUUGGUCUUGCUUCUCAUCUACCUCGACCUAAGGAUCUUGUCAAAUAUGCAGAAAGUUGCAUGUACAGCCCAGGCUACAGAAACUACCGUUGAGAUUUUUGAACCAUAUUAUAUCAUGUUUUGUUUAGUUUAGUUUCAAAGGCUACAAACUAUGAUUCAGACCAAAGCUUUUGGCGGCUUCAUGAACUAAACCAAGCAGAACAUAUUAGUAGUGUGCUCUCUGCGGUUUUCCAGUUAUGAGAUACUUGUUAGGAACAGAUUCAUUUUAUUGCUAAGAUAGAUUGUUGUAUAAGGCAUCGCCAUAGGAACUUAAAUUCUUCAACCAGUUGUGAGAGAAGUUUGCUAAUUCUUUCAAAUUGUUACCCUUUGUUAAGGAUUACCAUCUCUAUUAUCUGUAUUACAAUUUAUGCUGAAUGAAGCUUUUUUUUCUUGUUCUUU